AUGGUGAUAUAUGGAAGCUGGGCUCUGAGGCGCACUCCCUAUGGAGCAAGUGGGAACCAUUCUAAUGAAGCUGAAAGAAGGGCCUUUGCUCCUUUUGAAGAAGGCCCUUCAGACUUGGAGAAGCCUUGCCGAAGAGGGGGGAGCUUUUUUUCUCCCAAAGCUGCCAGAUGGACUAGACAGGUUUUAUCUACCACAUGGUCCUUCCUUGUCAGAAUCAGUGGGGCACUGUUUAUUGAGACUGCUCUGUUGGAUUGAACCAUACAAAGGCUAGUGGAUACCCACUUAUGCUCAGAUUAA
This is a messenger RNA of Blepharisma stoltei, 297 nucleotides long. The record is from the annotation of a GenBank genome assembly. Lineage: Eukaryota; Ciliophora; Heterotrichea; Heterotrichida; Blepharismidae.